AUGCCCAACAAAGCCCAGGAGGAUGCAGUCAUCAACCUGAAGACACUGCAGGAGGUUUCCAUGCAGCUUGGUUUUGAGUGGACAUUUCUGGCGUAUGAGCUUGGAUUCAACAGAACUGAAAUAGGCCAGUUCCAUACCAGAUCCACAAGGAAGCCUUUGCAGGCCAGGACCAUGUUGGAAAGCUGGUAUGAACGAUCAUGGGACAAACCAAAUAAGACCAAAUUGUUGCAAGAUGGACUGGAGAGAGCGGGAAGACGUGAUCUGGCGGAGAAAAUUCGCUGUCUUCACUGGGGUCACCAGAAGCUGAGCAAAAAGGUGGAGCUUCCCUCAGCUUUCCCCUUUAUAAUCACAGUCCACAAGACCAUCCAUAACAAAGAUGCACUACGAAGAAUCAACGACCUCAGCUGUAGGUUCACUUAAAGAUGGAAGAAAACAUCAGAUACACCGACUGAUGGUUUUAAGAGAAAUCUCAGUUUCUGAUUUUUGUACAGUUGAUCUGCCAAGUCACAUUUUACCUGAGCUCACUUUCGUUCUACUAAAUAUAAUUGACAUAAAUGUUUAUGUUGUUGCAACUUUGAUUGCAUGAAUAUAAUGUGAUUUUUAAAAUGAAAAUUUUAAUGUCAUACAGUGUUUUAACAUCAUGGCUUAUUCAAGGUUGUUUUGACAGCUGCAUGCAUCCUGCCAGAGAGUUGUGUCUGGUAGAAGGAGAUAUCAGGAGGUGGGCAGGAUAAUGGAAGAUUUUUGUACUUUGCUUUUGUCAACGUGUGUUUCCUGCAGGACUAUAAAAUUGAAUGUAUGCUUCCAUUCUUGGCUCAUUCUGUGACCUUCAUAUUGAGACCCGAACACUUUUUAAUGCCUUCAGUAGUAAAUAAUAUAAAAGACUGAGCGCUCUAGUUAUUUACUGUGUUUCUUAUCAGUUCAGUGAAAGAUUGCCAUGACAAUGAUAAAAUAUUUGCAAUCAAUUGAGCUUUAUGUUUUAUUAUCCAAUUAUAUUAUAAAGGUAAAACAAGUUCUAAAGCGAUGAAGUAAAAGAGCAGAAACAAAACAUCGUUUAUGCCAAUUGAUAAAUAUCAAAAGGCUUUUCUUGUAAAAGCUACUAAUGAUCUAGC
This is a messenger RNA of Nothobranchius furzeri (turquoise killifish), 1109 nucleotides long. Its product is annotated as p53-induced death domain-containing protein 1. Gene Ontology annotation, molecular function: protein binding. Gene Ontology annotation, biological process: signal transduction. Lineage: Eukaryota; Metazoa; Chordata; Actinopteri; Cyprinodontiformes; Nothobranchiidae. The record is from RefSeq and is a predicted model, not a curated record.